CGUUACAUUCUCCUAUGCCAGCAGACUUACUGCUCUUUUCAGUAGAGCAGCUCAGAGCUGAAGUGAUUCUAUCUCUCGCUGGCUAUCGGGAUGCAGCCACAGCGCUCAGUGACUCAGGGGGCUCUGCAAACCGUUUGAUGCACAUUUUCCGGGAUAUUAUAAAUGGCACAAAUAUAAUGUUUGUAUUGGAAAAAAAAAUCCAGGAGUGGAGGAUUUCCCUUAGUUAGUAGUCCCUCUGCUGGUGUUGCUGCUGUGUACGUGCACAUCGUACGUUGGGCCUCUGAACUGUAAUUCUAUAGUAUGGCUGGAUCUGCCAGGGAUCAUAAUCUUCCUGUACGAAGACAAAACCAUCAACUUCGUCACACGUUAAGUCCAGAGAAUCUUCAGAGCUUGGCUUCCCAGAACACAAUGGCAGAGAAUUUACAUUUUCAGAGAGCUAACAGCGAUACUGACUUGGUGACCUCUGAUAGCCGUUCCAGUCUGACCGCAAGCAUGUAUGAAUACAUAUUGGGCCAUUCCCAGGAACUUAUCAUUUUUUGGGAUAUAAAGGAAGAAGUGGACCCAACUGAUUGGAUUGGACUUUAUCACAUAGAUGAAAACUGCCCAGCAAAUUUUUGGGAUUCCAAGAACAGAGGUGUAACUGGAACUCAAAACGGGCAGAUCAUAUGGAGAAUUGAAUCGGGUCCCUAUUUUAUGGAACCUGAAAUAAAAAUUUGUUUUAAGUAUUAUCAUGGAAUAAGUGGGUCUCUGAGAGCUACAACACCUUGUAUCACUGUGAAAAAUCCUGCUGUAAUGAUGGGAGCAGACGGUACGGAAGAUAUGGAAGGGGCUUCUGCAGCUCACCAAUGCCGAAAAUUAGCUAGCUUUACUUUAUCAGAUCUAAGAGCAGUUGGAUUAAAAAAAGGGAUGUUUUUUAACCCAGACCCCUAUCUCAAGAUGUCCAUUCGACCUGGGAAAAAGAGCACGUUUCCCACAUUUGCUCACCAUGGUCAAGAAAAGAGAUCUACUAUAAUCACAAACACUACAAAUCCCGUAUGGCACAGAGAGAAAUAUAAUUUUGUUGCACUUUUAACGGAUGUUUUGGAAAUUGAAGUAAAAGAUAAGUUUGUCAAGAGUCGUCCUAUCAUCAAGAGGUUUCUUGGGAAGUUAACCAUCCCAGUACAGCGACUGAUGGAAAGGCAUGCUAUCGGUGACCAAAUUCUGAGUUAUAAUCUUGGCAGAAGACUCCCAACUGAUCAUGUCAGUGGAUAUUUACAGUUUAAAGUGGAGAUUACAUCAUCAGCCCAUGAUGAUGCUUCCCCAGAGGCAGUCGGUACACUUCUUGCUGCAAAUAACAUAAAUGGAGAGCUUGGGACACCUUCUGACGAUGAAGACAUGCCCACUGGGCAGGAUACCACUUCUGUGUGUGCCAAUGGUCCAUUGUGUGCAGGAGCUUUGAUAAGUGAGACACCAACACAUGCUGCCAGAUCUAGUAGUACCUCUGAGACUGACUAUGAAGAAGCGUCUUCAACAGCUUCAAGGACAUCUCCUAUUCGCAAUCGCCAAGACUCUCUUAAUGACUACCUUGAUGCACUAGAUAACAGCAAUCGUGCCAAAAUGGAUGCUUCAGCCUGCAGUGAUCGUUCGCUUGGAGCAUCGCCAAAACUAAGAAGCAGUUUCCCCACUGAUACAAGGCUGAAUGCAAUGCUUCAUAUUGAUUCUGAUGAGGAAGACCAUGAGGCUGGAUCAUUUCUGCAGGAUGUCUUAUGUCGGUGUCCUCUGGUAGAAGAGCCUGGACUGCUAAAUGGUGCCAACAGAGCCGGUAAUGGCACUUGUGCCAGUAGCAUAUCACAGCCAAUACAAGAAAGCAGUUUAGAAAAUGAAGAACUGACUGUGCAGACACCUUCACAGAAUAGUGAUAAUGCAAGCAAAACAUUUCCCUCCAAUCGGCCUGUUUUGGGGGCAAGAGGAGAUGAAGAUCAGAUUGUUCUGGAAACAAGUGUUGAUGAACAGGAUAACCCUGGUACACGUGCGUGUAUGGAAGCUCAAGAAAGUUCUGCUGCAUCUUCUGAGCUUUUUAUUUUAGAAAACGGUAAAAGCAGGGUUACACGUUUAAGUGAACAAACUCCAUCUGAGAUAUCACAGAUUGUACCUGAAAUGGACAUGCAUGGUGAACUUCCACAGUCGCAGAGUUCCUGUGAAGCCAGUAGUAGAUCAAAUGGAGGAGGCAGUGUGGCUGGGGCAGAAGUAUUUUAUAAUUUUCAUGUAAGUUCAGGAGAUUCUACAGAAAAUGCAUGUUCUUCAUCUUUUGAAAGUUCAGUAUUUUCUGAAAGUCCACCCUUUUCAUCUAAAAUUGAGGACUGUGGAGCCCAUGCAUCAGAAUCUGGGAUUGCUGGUGAUUCAGAGAUACAGGUUUUACUAUGCAACCCAUGUUCCCUUCCUUCUGUGAAUGUGGUCACCAAGAAUAAACAUGGGGGCCGUGGAGGUUCAGAUAUCUCAUAUGAAGGAGAAGGUACAGAGGAAAUCUGGCAGAGGAGAAACCUUCAAGCAGCAUCAGUAGCCAGGCCGCAAACUCAAGAUGAAGACCUUGGAGCUGCACAGUCUUCAUCCAGCGACAUGAUGCAGACUUCCUGGCAAAGUGAGGGUGCCACAAGUUCUCAAGGAAAUGGCCACCAGCCCCUACGCUCACUUCCUUCGGUCCGACAGGAUGUGGGCCGGUACCAGAGAGUGGAUGAAGCUUUGCCACCCAAUUGGGAGGCACGAAUCGACAGCCAUGGCAGGAUUUUCUAUGUAGAUCAUAUAAAUCGGACGACAACGUGGCAGCGGCCCACAGCGCCACCAGCUCCACAAAUCCUUCAGAGAUCCAACUCUAUCCAGCAAAUGGAGCAACUUAACCGAAGGUAUCAAAGCAUCCGACGAACAAUGACAAAUGAUCAUCCUGAAGAACUGGCAAAUCCAGUUGAUGGAGCUGCAGUAGGAGAAGAUGUUGAUUAUCAUCAUUCUAAUGCAGAUUUCCGAAGAGAGAAUGCGCUUCCUCACUCUACCUCAAGGUCCAGGCUCAGUCUACUGCUUAACUCUCCUCCUGUGAAGUUCCUGACCAGUACAGAGUUCUUUACAGUUCUGCAUUCAAACCCUAGUGCCUAUCGCAUGUUUACUAAUAACACUUGUUUGAAGCACAUGAUCACCAAAGUUCGACGAGACACACAUCAUUUUGAGCGUUAUCAGCACAACCGAGAUCUUGUAGCAUUCCUGAAUAUAUUUGCCAACAAGCAACUCGAGUUGCCAAGAGGCUGGGAAAUGAAACAUGAUCAUCAAAACAAGCCUUUUUUUGUUGACCACAACGCUCGAAGUACCACAUUUAUUGACCCACGUCUUCCAUUACAAAGCAGCAGGCCAACCAGUGCACUGCUCCAUCGGCAGCAUUUAACAAGACAGCGCAGCCACAGUGCUGGGGAGGUGGGAGAAGAUGCACGUCAUUCAGGGCCUCCGGUUUUGCCAAGACCAUCUAGCACAUUUAAUACAGUUAGUAGGAGCCAUUACCAAGAUAUGAUGCCAGUUGGUUACAAUGAAAAAAUAGUUGCAUUCUUACGUCAGCCAAACAUCUUUGAAAUUCUCCAGGAACGUCAGCAUGAACUCUGCAGGAACCAUUCACUCAGGGAGAAGAUUCAGUUUAUUCGAGCAGAAGGUCCCUCAGGACUGGUACGUCUAUCUGGAGAUGCAGACCUUGUCAUUCUUUUAAGCCUUUUUGAAGAAGAGAUAAUGUCCUACGUCCCACCGCAUGCCUUACUUCAUCCCAGCUACUGUCAGUCUCCACGUGGUUCCCCGGUGUCUUCUCCCCAAAAUUCACCAGGUACUCAGCGGGCCAAUGCACGAGCACCAGCACCCUACAAACGGGAUUUUGAGGCAAAGUUACGGAAUUUUUAUCGAAAGCUUGAAACGAAAGGUUACGGGCAGGGUCCUGGGAAAUUAAAGUUAAUUAUACGGAGAGACCAUUUACUGGAAGAUGCCUUUAAUCAAAUUAUGGGUUAUUCAAGGAAAGAUCUGCAGAAAAAUAAACUCUAUGUAACAUUUGUUGGAGAAGAAGGGUUGGAUUAUAGCGGACCAUCCAGGGAGUUUUUUUUUCUUGUCUCUAGAGAACUGUUCAACCCAUACUAUGGUUUAUUUGAAUACUCUGCAAAUGACACCUAUACUGUACAAAUAAGCCCAAUGUCUGCUUUUGUAGACAAUCAUCAUGAAUGGUUCAGAUUUAGUGGUCGUAUCCUUGGACUUGCACUUAUACAUCAGUACUUACUGGAUGCCUUCUUUACACGCCCGUUUUAUAAGGCUCUUCUAAGAAUACUCUGUGAAUUGAGUGACUUGGAAUACCUUGAUGAGGAGUUCCACCAGAGCCUGCAGUGGAUGAAGGACAAUGAUAUUAAUGAUAUUUUGGACCUUACAUUCACUGUCAAUGAAGAAGUAUUUGGUCAAAUUACAGAGCGAGAGCUAAAGCCAGGUGGUGCCAACAUCCCAGUCACAGAGAAAAAUAAGAAAGAAUAUAUUGAGAGGAUGGUGAAGUGGAGGAUUGAGAGGGGAGUUGUGCAGCAGACAGAAAGUCUAGUGAGGGGCUUUUAUGAGGUAGUAGAUGCUCGUCUGGUGUCCGUUUUUGAUGCAAGAGAACUUGAGUUGGUUAUUGCAGGCACAGCUGAGAUUGAUCUAGGGGACUGGAGAAUACACACGGAAUACAGAGGAGGUUACCAUGACAACCACAUUGUAAUUCGAUGGUUUUGGACUGCUGUUGAGAGGUUUAACAAUGAGCAGCGUCUUCGUUUGUUACAGUUUGUUACCGGCACGUCUAGUAUACCAUACGAAGGAUUUGCGUCUCUCAGGGGUAGCAAUGGACCCAGAAGAUUUUGUGUGGAAAAGUGGGGUAAAAUUACAGCUCUUCCCAGAGCCCAUACAUGUUUUAACCGCCUUGAUUUGCCACCAUACCCAUCAUUUUCUAUGCUAUGUGAAAAACUUUUGACUGCUGUCGAGGAAACAAGUACCUUUGGUCUUGAGUAGAGUACUUGCUCUGGUUAAAUUAUUUGCCAAGCUACAAGGUGGUGCGGACUAUUUCACAGUUUUCAAGUACAGAUCUAGGAAUUCCUUGAUGAUUCCAAAGUUCUAAGACAUAUUUUGGUGAUUUUUUUAGUAUUUAAUUUGCAAGAACAGCAAAGAACAAAAAAAAAAUUCUUCAAUCAACAAUUUCUGGAUGCAUUUCUAGUAAGAUUCUGAAAUCUGAAAAGUGGGACCUGUUUAGACUUUGAUCUCAACACGUAACAGAAGAAAAAAGAAUGCAAUAUGGAAUCUGCCGCACAGGGAAAAUAAACAGAUACGCUGAAAAGUGCAUUCCAACUGUGCAUAAUAUUAAAGGUGCUUGCAUGGUAUGCACCCUAAGGUUAUAUCUUACAUAGCAAACAGACCAAAAUUAAGGGUCAUAGUUACUUAUGGACUCGGUAAAACCCUAUGCAUGUUUUUAAUCUGUUUAUUCAUUUGGUGAAAUCAUUGUCAUUAUUAUUCAGUUUAACACAUGCAAAUAAGAUUGCAUAUAAUAUGUCUGAAUAUUUUACCCACAUCAUUGUUGCUGCUUUCUUCACAUGUUUUUAAAUGACACGGUUCUUUGCCAGCACUAUAAAUAAUGGAAUUGUAUGUAAUUAAUUAUUGAUUUUAUUUAUUCUUUGCAUCUAAAAGUUGCAAUCCCUGACACACAAUUUUGAAAAUACAUAUCUGUAUUGCUCAUUGUUCUUUAUUUUUUUUACACUAUGUAAAGAUUUUUUUAUGAUAAAUCUCCAUGGAUAUACAA
Spea bombifrons (plains spadefoot toad) is the source of this 5800-nucleotide messenger RNA. It is a transcript of the gene HECW2, whose product is annotated as HECT, C2 and WW domain containing E3 ubiquitin protein ligase 2. The coding region runs from base 301 to 5019 and encodes 1572 amino acids. Gene Ontology annotation, molecular function: ubiquitin-protein transferase activity; protein binding. NCBI's taxonomy places the organism in Eukaryota, Metazoa, Chordata, Amphibia, Anura, Pelobatidae. Gene Ontology annotation, biological process: regulation of dendrite morphogenesis. The transcript is spliced from 29 exons. The record is from RefSeq and is a predicted model, not a curated record.